Molecule: messenger RNA, 1361 nt
Organism: Paramormyrops kingsleyae
Lineage: Eukaryota; Metazoa; Chordata; Actinopteri; Osteoglossiformes; Mormyridae
Source: RefSeq, a predicted model, not a curated record
GCAGUUUAUUUGCUUGGGAGUUUUAGAGGACAGGAAAAACUCAGAGGCAUUGAUAGAGUGCUGUGUAAACUGAGAUCAUGGUCAUGUCAGCUAUUCAGAUUUGUCUGAUUUUGUUGUCUUUAAGACAAUAGUUAUUAAAUUGGUGAUUCUAUUGUACUAGAAUAUUCCUGCAUAAAUUAGCAUAAAGAAAUGUGGCAAAUACUGACAUACUGUCAGCAUCAUGAUGUAACUACUCUGCAAUCUCCUUUACAUAGAAAUAAUCAGCUUUACCUGAGGAACAUUCAUACCAAAGAUCUGAUUUGAGUUUUUAAUGAAUACAGAAGCAGCACCUAAGAAGAUGGUAUCACAUCCAUGCCUUUUUGUUUUUGCUGUGUUUGGCCUCAGAUCGACCAUAGCCGGUGAGGUGAAGUGUAACAUUUCCGUUGACAGGAGAAAUGCAGUUUUGGACUGCCACCUACCAUGUGAAGGUCCAAUUGUGAUAACUUUUCUGAAGUGGACUAAGAAUGAAUCAACACUUGCUCUAUACCAUGGGUCCAGCUACACAUCUAAUCGCUUUGGAUUCAGGCAGCCAUGGAAUCCCAGCUCCCAGGACAUUUCUCUCCAGAUAAACAACCCUACAAAGGAAGACAGCGGAGAAUAUAUCUAUACUGUAAUUAGUACUUGUGAGACUCUUACGGGUUCUGUCAAUUUGGAGAUUCCAGAUAUGAAAACUACUUCUCCAGCACAGAAAGAAUGGGAUAAUGGAUCUGAAACAUUGACACAUAAUAGGACAGACCCCUUAAAACUAAAAGGGAUAGGAACAUCGAGGCACCAUCAAGUUCUGUUUGUGGUUGUGAUUCUCACAGCUGUCCUUGUGUUGGGGAUAUUUGUCUUAUGGAAGAGGAAAAAAAAUCCAUUUUCAUGCGCCACAUCAGAAACGGUUGAACCUGAAAGCAGUUUGCCAGUGGAAACAACCCCCUAGGAAAUUGCACUGAGUGCAGGGUUGAAGAAGGACUAUUACAGACAUAGCAGGGCACAGACGCGAAUCAAUGAAGCAUGAUUCUUGAAGUGAAAAUUUUAUUUUCUUGCACCUAAACAUGGACUUUUUCCAGUGAAUCCCACCAUGUGAACUACUGAUCAUUUUAUACCUGUACAGAGUUUUCAGCAUUACUUACUAUUUGCACUGGGUCUAGGCUCCAAGGUUACUGCAGUCCUGUCAUGGAUGAUGGCUUGAUGGAUGGAUGGAUUAAUGGAUUGAUUGAUUGGUUGAUUGAUAAUAUUUUUAAAUAUUACACCAAAGCUAUAUGUCUUUCUCAUACAAAUAAAUAAAGAUGCUAAUCAACUGUAAAUAGCUAUUGAAUAAAAUGAGGUUUUCACAAGGA